GAUCGUGUUAGAGAUGAAAUCAGGACUGGUAUGCAAGAGAAUGGAGAUAAACUUACUUUAAAGAUGUUGCAAAACCUACCAUAUUUAGAGAGAUGUUUAAAGGAAGCAAUGCGUUUGUAUCCCAGCGUGUAUUUUAUAUCACGAAUUACUUCAGAAGAUGUAAAAUUACGAUCCUAUACAGUACCUGCUGAAACAAACAUUCAUCUUCAUAUCUACGGAGUCCACAGAGAUCCUAAUUUUUGGCCAAAUCCAGAGAUAUAUGAUCCAGAUAGAUUUUUGCCUGAGAAGAUCCGAAAUCGUCAUCCUUAUUCGUAUUUACCAUUCAGUGCUGGACCACGUAACUGC
Messenger RNA from Wasmannia auropunctata (little fire ant), 345 nucleotides. RefSeq names its product cytochrome P450 4C1-like. NCBI's taxonomy places the organism in Eukaryota, Metazoa, Arthropoda, Insecta, Hymenoptera, Formicidae. The annotation marks the transcript as partial. The transcript is spliced from 2 exons. The record is from RefSeq and is a predicted model, not a curated record. Gene Ontology annotation, molecular function: heme binding; monooxygenase activity; iron ion binding.